GCUGUAUCUGCUAAAGCAGACUGAGGACGCAUUCUAGAGUGUUGAGAGCAGGAAGCACAAAGGCUGGCCUCAGAUCUUUCACUUAAAGAUGCCGUCCAAUGACCCAAGAUUCUCUCGACUCCACACGGACCCGCGAUUCCGACGUCCAAAGCAGAAAGCUCUCAAAGUCGAGAUUGAUGAUCGGUUCAAGGAUGUAUUGCAGAGUGAAGAAUUUGGAGGAAGAGGCAGUAAAAGCAAAGGAAAAGGCAAAGGAGUCGAUAAGCGCGGACGGGCUCUGACUGGUUCACAUCACUCUGAUCAGUUGAAACGAUUCUAUCGACUCCGUUCGGCAUCUCCGGAAGAUGAAGAAGGAGGAUCUGAAUUCGUAGACUACGCUCGAGGAGAGGGAGUCUUGGAUUCUUCAGGAUCAGAGGAUGAAGACGAUGAUGAUGAUGGACAGAGCGAUGGGUCGACGGACGAAGAGGAAGAGUUAGAAUUAGGUGGCAAGCCUAAACGCGGGAAGAUCCCGGAACUGGAUAUUGAAGACGGUGACGGCGAGAGUGAAAGUGAGGAAUCGCAUUUGGACAUCGAUCUGUCAGAUGAGGAUCGAGCGGAUGAAGGCACGAAUGACGAGGAAGACGAGGACGAAGAGGUCUAUGCGGAACCUACCAAACGGAUAGCAGCUGUCAAUCUCGACUGGGACAACCUUCGAGCGGCAGACUUGUUUUCGGUCUUCAAUUCCUUCCUAUUGCCUGCGCUCAGAGGGGCUGGCGGAUCAAAAGCGGGUGCUGGUAGUUCGAGCUCGAGUUCCACUUCACUGGGGAAAUUAUUACAUGUCAGGAUAUACCCCAGUGAAUUCGGAAAGGAACGAAUGGCAAGGGAGGAGGUCGAGGGUCCGAGUGCAGGGAUUUUCGGAGCGAAAUUUGGAGCGAGGCCUGGGCAUGAGGCCGAAGUUGACGAGUAUUCAAGCGGGGAUGGGAUUGAUGAGGACGAGGAUGAGGCACAGGAUGAAGGAGAAGAGGACGAGGACGAGGACGAGGACGAAGAUGAAGAGGGAGACGAAGAUGAGGAUGAUGACGCAGAAGAGGGCGGCGAAGACGAGGACGAAUCUGACGACGAAGAAGUCGGCUCUCGCCCAAUCAGCAAGCGAAAAGGCAAAGGCAGAGCCUCAAAAGAGAUCGAUGGACUAGAAAUCAUGUCCGACGUCUCGGACAACGAAGAAGGUGAUGUAAAUAUGGACAAGCUACGCCAAUAUCAGUUGGAGCGUCUGAGGUACUACUACGCCGUUGCUACCUUCUCCACCGUGCAAGCUGCCAUGAAAGUGGUCGAAGAAUGCAAUGGGACAGAAUUUGAGAGGACGGCCAAUGUCUUGGAUUUGAGCUACGUCCCGGAUGAGAUGGAUUUUGCAGAUGACGACAUCAAGGAUGAAGCGACCGAAGAACUUAAAGGAUACAAAGGGAACGAUUUCGUCACAGAUGCUCUUCGCCAUUCCAAGGUCAAGCUCACAUGGGAUCAAGAUGAUCCGAAUCGAAUCAAGGUCACGCGACGUAAUUUGACAAAGGAGGAAAUGGAAGAAGAGGAUUUCAAGGCAUUGGUCGGAUCCUCAGAUAGCGAGGAAGAGGACGUGGUUCCGAACGGGGCUGAUGGGGCGACGGUGGGCUCAAAACGUGACAAGAGGGACAAGGAUAAGCUUCGAGGAUUGCUCUUGAAUGGUGACAAUGACGUAGGGGACGUCUGGGGCAAAGCAGCUUGGGGAUCGAAGUACAAGGAUAUUGAUGCUGGUGCGAAACCUUCUGCUGGCGAUAUGGAGAUUACGUUCCGUCCAGCCCUCAGUACGAAGCCACAAGCGAAUUCAGAGGAGAUGACGACUUUGGAGAAGUAUCAAUUGCGAGUCAAGGAGAGAAAGCAGAGGAAGAAGGAAAAGGUGGAACUGAAACGCUCUUCUGGUCAGGGCGACAAGGAGGAGGGUGAGAAGGACUUGGGAGAGACAGACGACUUCUUCGGCAGUGCGAGUGACGAAGAUGAAGACGAGGACGACAAAGAGCAGCAACGACGAAGAAAGGGCACCAAGGCAGACUCUGCAGAGGUCAACGACGAAGACGUAGAAGCCGACGAAGGUCUCAACGAGGUGGUGGGUGGAGGACACCAUGUGGAGCACUUUUCUAUGAAGGAUAUCCUUCGCGCUGAAAAGGAUCAAUUAUCAAAGAAGAAGCGGAAGCGAUCCAAGAAGAAGAAUGCAGACAAGGAGAGAGAUGUUGAGCUCGGAGUUGACGGAUGGAAAAUUGAUACUUCUGAUCCGAGGUUCAAGGCUCUACACGAAGAACCAGACUUUGCCAUUGAUCCGAGCAACCCGAGAUUCCAAAAGACAAAGGCUAUGAGCGAGUUGCUCAGCGAGCGGAAUCGUCGAAAGCAGGAAGGAUCCGGAUCAUCCGAUCAGAAACCCAGUCAAAAUGGUGCAGUGGCAUCUGGUGGAAAGCCAAAGAGCGAGCUUGAUUCACUGGUUCAGAGCGUCAAGAGCAAGAUGGGCCAGAAUAGAGGACGAAAGAGAGUCAAGCGGCAGGCAUAGGUCAUUUGAUAGUGCGACCAAGAUGAAUUUUGCCCUA
This is a messenger RNA of Kockovaella imperatae, 2582 nucleotides long. RefSeq lists its product as hypothetical. Gene Ontology annotation, biological process: rRNA processing. The transcript has 5 exons. Gene Ontology annotation, molecular function: RNA binding. Gene Ontology annotation, cellular component: nucleus. Lineage: Eukaryota; Fungi; Basidiomycota; Tremellomycetes; Tremellales; Cuniculitremaceae. The record is from RefSeq and is a predicted model, not a curated record. Bases 89 to 2545 code for a protein of 818 amino acids.